Messenger RNA from Chelmon rostratus (copperband butterflyfish), 2413 nucleotides. Its product is annotated as translation initiation factor IF-2-like. NCBI's taxonomy places the organism in Eukaryota, Metazoa, Chordata, Actinopteri, Chaetodontiformes, Chaetodontidae. The record is from RefSeq and is a predicted model, not a curated record. The transcript is spliced from 2 exons. Bases 853 to 2031 code for a protein of 392 amino acids. Gene Ontology annotation, biological process: positive regulation of DNA-templated transcription. Gene Ontology annotation, cellular component: nuclear body.
GGUGUGUGUGAGGAUUGUUUACAUUUCCUGCAGCCCGUCAAAAUGAAUCCCCCGAUGAUCAACUCGACCAACUCCGUUUCAACGACCAAAAGUAAGAAUCCUUUAAGCAGCCGACGUAUUUUGUUGGUGGUUUAACCAGCAGCACAGACUCAGGAUGAGACAAACAGUCAUAUAGCUAGGUCAGCUAACUGUUAGCCGCUAACCUUAGCUGCAUUUGUUACAGAGCAGAAAUUGAUGAAUAGAUUGGUUUCAUUCAGUUAUUAAACUGUUCAGCCAUUCGUCGCUAAUUGCCCUGCGUGUGCAAUGACUUCCCGACUCUUUUGAAUGGCGGACAGUGCUAUCAGGCUAGCUUGCUGGCUAACCCUAAACUUUUCACCUGUUAGCUGACUGGUAACAUCCAGUGUCAGCUAAGUCUGAUUAGCAAGCGUGAGUGAAGUGAGGUUGUCAUCUCUGCUCCAGAUGGACAUUACAUGUCUAAACCAAAAAUAGCAGUAUCUCGGACUAAGUUAUGCUAUUGAAGCCUGUUGAUAAGUUGGUUAGUAAGUUUAGAUCCUUACUGCUGUAAUACCUGCACAGCUUGUUAUUCAGAGGCUACUUCUAAAAUUAAGCUCCUAAGGAUUUAGGAAGGUUUAUAUAUCAGUCUUUAGAUGUGCAGAUUUUGCAGAUUAUUUCCAUGUAGUUUGAAACAUUUUGUUCAUUUUCUUCCUUAUGAUCAGUGGGUGGGCAUUACUUUUUAAUUGUUGUUGUUUUCUGACCCUUGCACCUACGUGUAAUGUGCAGUUAAUUACGUUCCCUCUUCUAUAGUUUUGUACAAAGAGAGAUCCUUUGCGCAAUCAAAUCAGUGGUCAGUUCAUGAACCAUAACACUAAUCCACCAGCAUCAGCUGUGAAGUCGCUCGCUGUGUUUAGCUGUGUUUAUGCCUAUGCAGGAAAACGAGAAGCUGAGCGCUCAGUAAACUGGACAGUGGAGGAGACUCAGGUGCUGCUGUGCGCCUGGAGUGAUGAGCGCGUCCAGAAGAGUCUUGCAGAAAACCUUCGCAACCGCCAUGUCUUCAAGCACCUCUCGGCUCGCAUGAGCGAAAUGGGUUUCUCUCGAAGUCCACACCAGUGUCGUCUUCGGGUCAAAACUCUGAAGGCUAACUACGUGAGAGCCAAACUACAGAGGAGCGUCGACAGCUCGCAGCCUUGCACUUUUAAGUACUUUGCAGACAUGGAUGCUGUGUUGGGCCGGAGGUCAGCAGGAGGGGAGGGAGGGCCCUAUUUUGUUUCUCCAGAAAGGAUGGUGGAGCAUCACCUUGACUCCACUGACAGGUCAGGAAGUGUCCCACCAGAUUUACGUUCUAACUCAGAGAUUAGUGGACACCAUUUUGGUUCUCCGGGGACAACAGGAAGACAACGUCUGAGCUCUUUAGAGGAGAAAGGAGCCCGUCAGUCUUGGCAGCUGGACUCCCAAGUCAAGUUGGAGGACGGAGAAGAUUCAACAGAUGAGUUCGAGUUCAGCAAUACAGGAUUCCCACAGCAUCUGAGAGACCGCACCCCUCAAGAAAGUGGUACACUUGUGGAAAACAGCACAAGCACUCCUUCCCCACAUGUAGUACCACCUCCACCUGCUCCUUCUCCUCCCCCUCUUACCCAAUCCGCUACCUCUCCACUCCCUGCACCCCCAGAUCCAAGCCGGCACCACCCCGAGUCCACCUGCCUGGAACCCGUCCUGAAGCACCUGUCGGACUGCUUCCAGCGGCUGGUGUCGGAGACCCGGGGCCUGCUGGUGCAGCUGGAGAGUCAGCGGCAGGAGCAGGCCCGCUGGCAUCAGGAGCUCCUGGCCCAGUGGCUGCAGAGGGAGGAGCACCGGCAGAGGGAGAUGGCUGAGAGAGAGGAGAGGAGGGAGAAGGCUCGCAUGGAGCACGAGAUCAGAGUCCUGGAGCUCCUCACCAGUCUAGCCAGAGAACACGGGUGUAAAUGUAGAGGCAGCCAAACUGUAGCAGAGGCACCAAGUGGUACAAAUCAUACCAUGAACAAAGGCAGGGAUUAGAAUGUAUUCACACCAAGGCUUUUUUUGACCAGUGGUUAAUCCAAAGUGUGGAAUCAUAUUCAAGCUCAGGUGGAACCAAAUGAGGGCACUGAUAAUGCAAACUGUCUCAUGCAGGGCGACUUGGUUAAGGCCUCGGUGAUAUGGAGUAAAAUUUGAAUUGAAUCAAAUGCAGAUAAAGACCCUCAAAAUGAAAGAGUUUGUGAAUAUUGUAUGAUUGUUGACUGAGAGCCAGCAGUCAGUCACGCUCAGCUUUGAGGAGGAAAUUACAGUGGAAGUGUACGUCUGUGAGGGGAUUUGUUAAGUGUCAAGUACCUGUAACUGUACCAAAUGUAAUAGAACUGUUUCAUGCACUUUUAUACUAUAUAUUAAAAAUAGAUAUUUU